UGGGCGCGGGGCGGCCCGUGGGCCGGCGCCGCGGUGAUUUGCUGCGCGGCGCGGCGAGCGGCGGCGGCGGCGAUGAGAGCGGGCAGUGCGAACUGCCGGAGCAGCCGCCGGCCGCCAUAGUCGGCACACAAAGCUAGUCCCAGAUUUGAGCGACGGUAAGGCACCCUAAUGAGUGAACCUCGGGAGCGCUAUGGAUUUGACUAAGAUGGGCAUGAUACAGCUCCAGAACCCCUGCCACCCCACGGGGCUGCUGCACAAAGCCAACCAGAUGCGCCUGGCGGGGACGCUGUGCGACGUGGUCAUCAUGGUGGACAGCCAGGAGUUCCACGCUCACAGGACAGUGUUAGCUUGCACUAGUAAAAUGUUUGAGAUCCUCUUCCACCGCAACAGUCAGCAUUACACCCUGGACUUCCUUUCACCAAAGACUUUCCAGCAGAUUCUGGAGUAUGCUUACACGGCCACCCUCCAGGCAAAGGUUGAAGACUUGGAUGACCUGCUCUACGCAGCUGAGAUCCUAGAAAUAGAGUAUCUAGAAGAGCAGUGCCUGAAGAUCUUGGAGACCAUCCAGGCAUCCGAUGACAACGAUGCCGAAGUCACCAUGACAGAUGGAGGUGCCGAUGAAGAGGAGGACAGGAAAUCGAGGUACAUCAAGGGGCUCUUCAUCUCCAAGCAUUCCAGCGAGGAGAGCGGCUACGCCAGCACGGCCGGGCAGAGCGGACCAGGCACUAUGGUGGAGCAGAGCCCCUCAGUCUCCACAUCCUUUGGCCUCUCCGCCAUGAGCCCCACCAAGGCAGCGGUGGACAGCCUGAUGAGCAUCGGGCAGUCACUGCUGCAGGGUGCCCUGCAGCACAACGUCCCCGAGGAGCCGCACGCUGCCGGCCGCCACCCCGGCCCCAGCGAAGUCAAAACCGAAGUGAUGCAGGUGGAAGAUGCCUCCAGCCACGAGAGCCCACGGCCGGUGGAGUCGGGUGCUUCCAGUGGGGAGAAAUCUGAUGACAAGAGCAAGGAAGACCCCGGCACCCCGACCCGCAGCAGUGUUAUCACAAGUGCCCGCGAACUGCACUACGUCCGCGAUGAGAGCGCAGAGCAGCCUCCCGAGGCCGCCCAGGGGAUGCUGGUGGGGCCGGAGCAGUCCGUGGCUGCGAGCGAGAAGCCUUUGGGUGUCUACUCCGUGCUCCCUAACCACAAAAGUGACUCUGUGCUCAGCAUGCCGCCCUCCAUGACAUCCACUCUUCACAUGCAGCCAGCCCUGGCCGUGUCCAUGGACUUCAGCGCUUAUGGAGGGCUCCUGCCCCAGGGCUUUAUUCAGAGGGAGCUGUUCAGUAAGCUCGGGGAGUUGGCAGCCGGCAUGAAAACGGAGAGCAGAGCCGUGGGCGAGCAGUGCAGUGUGUGUGGGGCAGAGCUCCCGGACAACGAGACCGUCGAACAGCACCGGAAGCUGCACAGCGGUAUGAAGACGUACGGAUGCGAGUUGUGUGGGAAGCGGUUUCUGGACAGCUUGCGGCUGCGAAUGCACUUACUGGCACACUCAGCGGGUGCCAAAGCAUUUGUCUGUGAUCAGUGCGGUGCGCAAUUCUCAAAAGAAGAUGCCCUGGAGACACACAGGCAGACACACACUGGACAUCUGCUCUUGGCCAACGUGAGUCAAAGCCAAUUGGGGAUGAAGGUUACCCAUGGCACCCUGAUACCAAGGCUGAUAAAAACUCCCCCUGCUUCCAUGCAGUCAAACUCCAGCGUUCUCUGCAUUGUCCAGCAGCCGGUGGCUGUGAAGGAGCCAUUGACACAGUGACAAAAAAAUUCCAAACAUCUCUGAAAUCUAAUCUAGCAAGAGCCAACAAUCCCUGGACUCUUGUUUGGCGUACCAAGAAUUUUUGGAGCCUUCCACUUCACUCUUAGCGAUUGCAACAACAAUUUUGUUGCAUGCCUCUAUUGCAUGCACAUAGUUUAAGACAUUCAAUAUGAAGAGUAAGUGAAGACUGUUUUGUUGGAGGCACUGACCAGCUGGGAUUUGUGUGCAUGUGGGGUGUGUGUGUGCACGUGGACGUAUAUAAAUGCAUCUUUUAGUUGCGUAGCUCACAGCUAAUGCUGAUGUCAUUGUGCUGCUGUUGUUCAGUGUGGGAUGUUUUGGGGCUGGCUGUGGGGAUGCUCUGCAAUCGUGGGAAUGCUGGAGGUGUUACCAUGAAGGCAGCAGGCAACGCCUUGCCCUGCUGGUAGCCUACACUGUACGUUUGCACCCACUGUUGUGCCAGAGCCUUUGAUAAAAGAUUUAUAAUGAUAAUAAUUAUUAUGGUGAUGGACAGACAGAACAGCCAGCCACCAGAAGCAACAAAAACGCAAUGGGUGUUUCAUAGGGCGUAGCAGGAAUAUUCUGCAGUCCUGGUGCCUUCUCCAGGUGCUCAUAAGUGCCCAAGUUUCAUUGGCACCAAUGCCCUGGGGCACCUUCCUGCACCCGGGUCCCAGUGCUGGGGCUGCAAGAGCUGGAGGCGAGGGCCGGGACGGAGCAGCCACAUCUCUUGCACACGCACACACACGCAGAGGGGAAAACUUGAAGUCAAACGUCUCAAAGUCAGAUCCCUUUUUAGUAUGAAUUUGCUGUAUCUCAUUCUGAGCACUAAUUCCAAUUUAAUUGCAAGUGGCCUGAAGCCUCUUCAAUAGGAGUAACAAAUGGUUUGAUUUUGUAAACUUCAUCAGACUGCAUUUUAAAUGCGACACACUAGCCCGGCUCGAAUGCCAAUGAAGCACUGAAGUAGCUCUCUGUUUACUAAUUAUCCGUUUUUACUUCAAGCCACGCUGGCUGGCUUGUCUGAUUAAAUCGGAUUUGUGGGAUAGAGAACAGCUAGCAGAGUUUUCUCUAUAGUAAACGAGAUUGAAACUAUGGACCGCCUGGCUGCACACUGUAAAUUAUAUUUCCUUUUAAAGGGGACGUGUCUCUUUUAUUUCUUCGGCGAACCUCCGGCAUGUUAAACUUUGUGGUACGGAAAUGCACCGGGCGCCUUUUAAAAAUAAGAGGAAAAGCAAACCUGUGUUCCUUGCCAUAUGCCUACGUGUCUCGGAGCGAAUUUCAUUUUAAUUCC
This is a messenger RNA of Tympanuchus pallidicinctus (lesser prairie-chicken), 3074 nucleotides long. RefSeq names its product zinc finger and BTB domain containing 16 (gene ZBTB16). The transcript has 5 exons. The record is from RefSeq and is a predicted model, not a curated record. Gene Ontology annotation, biological process: regulation of transcription by RNA polymerase II. The coding region runs from base 191 to 1789 and encodes 532 amino acids. NCBI's taxonomy places the organism in Eukaryota, Metazoa, Chordata, Aves, Galliformes, Phasianidae. Gene Ontology annotation, molecular function: DNA-binding transcription factor activity, RNA polymerase II-specific; RNA polymerase II cis-regulatory region sequence-specific DNA binding; protein binding.